UCCUCCCACGCUCUGAUGAGUAGAGAGAGAGAAAGGGAGAGAGGGAGAGGAGGGGAGCAACUAACCUACCCACAGUAUCUCACCACUUGCUCUCUGGAAAUGCUUCAGAUGGGCUUCUCUGUUAGAACCGGUUAGCUAUUUCGUUGUUGUUUUUUUUACGUUGCAAGAAUGGCAUUCGUGUUGCCGUCGUUUGGACUCCCGGUGCGUCCUUAGAGUGCGCUCCAGGCUACUUAGAAUCAGGGGAAGCGCUCGAGAAACUUGGACCGAAGGGAUGCGCCAGCGAGUGCAUAUCUUGGCAGGGAUCAGUUAUUGAGGAUCGGAAAUGGCACACAGUAGGCUUUCCCCCACGGAAUGAGACCCCUUGUUUCGCAGCUCUAUCAUAAAAUAACCGAACCACAAAACAGCACCUAACUUCUCAUAUUUUCCACGGACAUUAAAAAAAAAAAAAGAAAUAAAAAGAUCUUCUCAUCCGGCGCCGGACGACGGUGGACACAGCAUCCCGAAUACAUUCUGAUGCGGAAAGUUGUUGAUGCUGUGAAUGGAUUGUGUGGUCGUUGAAGUUAUUUUGGUGUGAGCAGCAGUGUGACGGAGGUUUGAGGGUGAGACACCUGCCUCUGGGAUCACCGGUGGACACAUCAGCUGCGGACGGACUGGCUGUACGCUACAAGCGCUCAUAGAGAAGUCUCUGGCUCAGGCAGAUCUUCUGAUGACCUAAUGGAACAUAAUUUACAGUUACUGCUGUUUUGGGUCCUGGUGCUGCAUUAUGGUUCUGCUGAAGGCAGUAUCCUGUAUCGGGUCCAGGAGGAGCAGCCUCCCAACACUCUUAUUGGUAGCCUGGCAGCAGACCAGGGCCUGCCAGACUCGGGUCAUCUCUACAAGCUGGAGGUUGGUGCCCCUUACCUUCGCGUCGAUGGAAAGACGGGCGACAUUUUCACCACAGAGAUUCCCAUAGACAGAGAGACCCUGAGGGACUGUCGAUCCCUGGCUAAGGGUAAGCCCUGCUACCUGGAAUUUGAAGUAUCAGUGACAGAUCUGAUACAAAACCAGAGCCCACGACUGAUUGAAGGACGCAUAGAGGUACAGGACAUCAAUGACAACACUCCACAAUUUCCCUCUUCUGUGCUCACCAUCUCUGUCCCCGAGAACACCAUCAUGGGGGCAUUAUUCUCCAUACCUCUAGCUACAGACAGGGACUCAGAUAGGAAUGGGGUGGCGGAUUAUGCUCUGACUGCAGGGCCAGACGCCGCAACCCUAUUUGGUUUACAGGUGGCUGACGACAGGGGCGGGAAGCUCCCACAGCUCAUUGUCCUGGGCAACCUGGAUCGUGAGUUAAAGGAUUCCUAUGACCUCACCAUCAAGGCAGUGGAUGGAGGAAACCCUCAGCGCUACAGCAGUGCUUUGCUGAGAGUGGUAGUCACUGACGCCAAUGAUAACUCUCCCAAGUUUGAAAAGUCCACGUAUGAGGCAGAAGUGUCAGAGAACAGCCCAGUGGGUCACUCUGUGUUGCAGGUCAAAGCAAAUGACUCUGACAUGGGCCCUAAUGGAGAAAUUGAGUACACCCUUCACCAAGCAGUAGACCCAGUGCCGAAACUGUUACGAAUUGAUCGGUCCACUGGCAUUAUCUAUGUCAAAGGACCACUGGACAGAGAGGAAAUCAGCAGCUUGUCCUUCUAUGUGGUGGCGAGGGAUAAGGGUCCUCAACCUAAAAGCUCUAAGACAUUUGUAACUAUUGAGGUGACUGACCAAAAUGACAAUGCUCCUGCUGUGGAGAUUCGUGGGAUUGGCCUUGUGACACACAGUGAAGGAGUGGCUAACAUUUCAGAGGACAUGCCAGUGGGAACAGCUGUUGCUCUGGUCCAAGUGUCUGACAAGGAUGAAGGAGAGAAUGCUGUGGUUACUUGUGUGGUUGCAGGAGACGUACCCUUCCAGCUUCGCCCUGCCAGCGACUCAUCCAGUGACAACAAGAGGAAGUAUUUCCUACAGACCACCACUCCUCUCGACUACGAAAGAGUUAGGGAUUACAGAGUAGAGAUUGUGGCUGUGGAUUCUGGAAAUCCAGCACUCUCUAGUACAAACUCUUUGAAGGUGCAGGUGACUGAUGUGAAUGAUAACUCCCCAAUAUUCUCCCCAACCUUGUUUGAGGUAGAUUUUGCUGAAGAAAACCAACCAGGGGAGAAGGUUUUGGAUGUUACAGCUUCAGAUGCUGACAGUGGCACUAAUGCAGAACUUCUCUAUAAUAUUGUUGCAGACUCAUCCAUCAAAGGUCUGUUUGAGAUUGACCCAAAUACGGGUGAAGUAAGAGCCCGAAGCCCACUUGACCGAGAGCAUAAAGAACGCUAUGAGUUCCGGGUCACCGCAGCAGAUAAAGGGUCACCUGUACAUAAAGGAACAGCAACUGUCGUCAUAAAAGUCCUUGACCGCAAUGACAAUGACCCCAAGUUCAUGCUUAGUGGCUACAGCUUUUCGGUUUUGGAAAACAUGCCUCCCCUCAGUCCAGUUGGCAUGGUGACAGUCCUGGAUGUGGACAAAGGUGAGAACGCUCGUGUUCACCUCUCCGUAGAGCCUGAUGGAGGGAAGUUUGUCGUUCAAAAUGGAACUGGCACCAUUCUUUCAAGCAUCUCAUUUGACAGGGAGAAAGAAAGCAGCUACACUUUCCGUCUGAAAGCAGUGGAUGGAGGAGAGCCACCCAGGUCUUCAUAUGUUGGCGUUACCAUCAACGUACUGGAUGAAAAUGACAAUGACCCUGUUGUCACCAAGCCCUCCAAUUCCUCCUUCAGACGACUGUCACCUCUAGCUUCCCCAGAUAGCCAUGUUGAGGUAGUGGAAGCUGAAGACCUGGAUAGUGGGCCUAAUGCAGAGCUGGUCUUCAGUAUUGCUGGUGGAAAUCCUUACCAGUUAUUUCGCAUCUCCCCCUCCAGUGGGGAGAUCACUCUAGCAAAAGAGAUGACCCGGAAACACGGUGGGCUACAUCGCCUAGUGGUGCGAGUGAGUGACAGGGGGAAGCCUGCACGUCAUGCCACUGCCCUGGUCCACAUCUAUGUCAAUGAAACCAUUUCAAAUGUCAGCUUAGUGGAGGCCCUAGUUGGACACAGUCUUUACACUCCACUGGACAGGGACAUUGCUGGUGAUCCUGACAAUGGUUUUGCUGCACAGCGUAGUAAUAUUUUGUUUGGAAGUCUUGCUGGUGUGGCGGGUGUUGUCAUGUUGAUCUUGGUGGUGGUAUUUAUUCGCCACCGCAUCCAGAGAGAGACUAAGAGUGGGUAUCAGGCUGGCAAGAAGGAAACAAAAGACUUAUACGCUCCGAAACAGGUGCCAAAGAAUGCCAAAGGCAAACGAGGAAGGAAAGGAAAACCUCAGAAGUCCCCAAAACCACCUCGGGAAGAUGAGGAGGUCAGCCUUCAAAAGGGUCUCAAGUUCAACCUUGAUGGAGUCAAUGAUAGCCCCAGGAUACACCUGCCCUUAACAUAUUCACCAGGAAGCCCUGAUAUAGGCAGGCACUACCGCUCCAAUUCCCCCUUACCCUCCAUCCAGCUGCAGGCCCAAUCCCCCUCAGCCUCACAGAAGCAUCAGGCUGUCCAGGACCUUCCUGCCGCCAACACCUUUGUAGGAACAGGAGGAGAUGACAACUCUACCGGCUCAGACCAGUAUUCAGAUUACAGCUACAAGACAAACCAACCGAAGUACAACAACAAACAGCAUCCCCAUCGGCGAGUGACCUUCUCCACCGCCAACCCUGUGCAGGACCUGCAGGAUGCCUCUCAGCACAGCUACUAUGACAGCGGCUUGGAGGAAUCAGAGACUCCCAGCAGCAAGUCAUCGUCUGGUCCUCGCAUCGGACCCCUGACCCUGCCUGAGGACCACUAUGAGAGAACCACUCCAGAUGGCAGCAUUGGAGAGACCGAGCACCCUGAAAAUGAUAUCCGCUCCCUCCCCGAUGUGGCAAUGACCGGAAACUGUACAACCGAGUGCAGCGAAUUGGGCCACUCAGACGCCUGCUGGAUGCCCGGGCAUCCCUCCCCUGUACGCAAGACCAGGAACCCCCCGAAACUCUCCACCUUCGUGCCUUACCAGGAGAGAGGGAGCCUGGGACGCCUGGCAAAUGGGAGCGCCAGGCUUGGUAGCGAGGAACACCGGUCGCGCCUUCCGCCCUCUCGCAGUGCCUAUUCCAACAGUGGUCACGACGCCAGUCAGGACUGCCCCUUAGAGGAGAUGCCCCUGAGCGUAGCCUCUGAGUUCCCACCCACCUCCCCUUCUGCCCACACUCCAAAAAGAGAAAUUUACCUGUGAGGAAUAUCAUCAUCCGAUUGGUGCACAAGUGAAGGAAACAUACACCCACUUCAGAUGGAGAAACAGGCUGUCCACACGCUAAAGCCAAUGCCCGUUUUGUAGUUAACAAUAGGCUGUGACUCAUUCAAUCACUGGCAUGAACACUUGUUUUUUGUCAUUUCCUCCUUAAAUUAUUAAUUUAUUAGCAUAUUUAUUAAGAAUUCCACAAAGUUAAUUGAUGCACUCAUUUAUUUAUACAAAAUCUUGAAGGAUACAAUUCAAACUGAUCAAAAGGAAAUACAGAUGGUAAUUGCUACUUUAGUGGUAACUAAUUAUUGUUGUAGUUAGCCAAGUCCCAUUCUGUGAAGUGAUCUCUUGAAUUUAAAAAUUGUGAUCAGUGCUCUUGUGCCAUUAUUAGAUUAUAAUUUAAUAGACAGCCAGUCAGGCCCUAUCAGAAGGCAUAACACUUUUGACUAACCAUCAAAUGGAAUGCUCUAUCUUAAUGUACAGUGCUGUAAAUACAUUUGAAUGGUGUGUUCUACAUAUAUUUUUGUCUGGCAUAAGCUGAAAAAAAAAAAAAAAAUUGCCUCAGAAUUUUAGCAUAUUUAAGCUUUUUUUGGCUGCUGCUGUUUAGACUUGAUUGAAACCAUCUCCAGAAGUGGAGCUCGAUAUUGUGGUAGGCAUUUAUCCGCUCCACACAAUCACACACACCUUCGACCCCUAAUCAUAGUAGAAUGGCCUUUACCUCUGCUCCCUGUAGAGCUCUGCCACUGGUGGAGAAAGCUGCGUGGCAACAUUUCAACUGACAUUAUGUUCCACUGACUCUCAGCACUGUGACCUAUCGUUCAUCAUGAAAACGGUUGACUUGGCCACAGUACCCCCGGAGUCACAAUGACCAAAUGCAGAGCACUCACUAGACACAUUCUGAUUGGCUUUUUAUAUCAAACCUUGUGACUCACUCUUGAUGAUGAAAUCGUACCAGUGUAUCAGUUUAAAGAGCUCUUCUCUAUCCCUGACAAUCAGACAGGCUCUGUGUGUAACUCACAAUCCUUUCCCCUAAAGCUCAUAGUCCUUUCCCCUCACGAACCAUCAGAACUUUUGUCGAUCUAAUGAACGGAAUUAUUUAAACAAAAGGGCACUUGAGUAUGGAGAGCCACUGGAGAGACUUAUGGAAGUUGAUAGUCAUGCUGAUGUACUAUAUGAGAGCUCGACGUUGAGAGUACUUCCUUUUUUUUUUUUAAAUAUACUUCUUCAGAAGUGAAUUGAAUACACAGUGCACCCACUGAAAUAAAAAAAAUCUCAAAUUGUCUAUAACAUGAGAGAUUUCAAAAUAAAUAUUUGAUUUCAUGUCAGAAAUUAAUGUAUGCAAUUGCAUAUAUUAUAUAUUGUUGAGCUUAAACAUGUUAAGGUAGUAGCAGUCGGUCUCAGUUUACUGCUACUUCUGUUAAUUACAAUUUUCCUUGUAUUGAGGACAACAUGCUUAAUAAAUUAUUAGGCAUUUUCCUUCCUCUGGCUAUUGAACAGAGAAUAAAAAAUAGGGCAUGCCCGUGGGCUUCAUUUAUCUUUACAAAGAUUUUCCAAGUGAAUCUGAAGGAUAUGUCUGAAGGACACUAUGUAUUAGUCAGUAAUUGGAUGUUAAUGAUGACAACACUAGCCUGCCUUACAACAUCACAGAGCAAGCCGGUGUCUUUGAUUUGAACAUUGAUUUGAUUAGAUUUGUAGAUACCUUUCACCUCUGCAGAGUAUUUCCAUAGUGAGAUUGUGUCUCUGAGUAAGGGUGGAAGAGCCUAGAAUGGACGUUUCCUAAUUAGGGUGAGUAAUGAGUCCUGAGCUAGGGCAUGUGUGAGCACACCCCCAGGACAAGGCACCCACCAGAUAAUGCAAAUCCACCCGCAGAGCUACAAUCAGUUAAAAGGGGUAUUUUUAUCAGCACUUACCUCAUCGUGCUGCCAUUGAAAACUGCGUUAAGAAUAAUUAAACUGGAAACAUAUGGAAAUUACUGGACAUGGCCAUGAUUAAAUAAGGUGGGCGAUUAUCCUGCCUUGAGGGGGAGAAAGCACAUUAUGCCGUUUUCAAAGCCAUUUAGCGACUGAAAUAAAAUUCAAACAACAGCCAUGAUACACUGUGAUUAAACCCCCACGGCUCCCCCAAGCACCCCUCUCAGAGCUGUGGAUAGCCGCUUCACGAACUCAAAGCAGCGGGUAAGAUCACUGACCUGGAAUUAAUGACAAGUGAGAAAGAUAGCAACGAGUGAUAAAAACCAGUGUCACAUAGCCUCAAUCACAACUUUAUCUAUUUAAAUGCUUUGACUCAAUUCAGAUUCACGACUGCUUUGCAUCAAAAUUUAUCUCUAGGGUUAAAUCUUAACCUGAUUCCAGCCUGAAUGCGAUUAUCGCUUUAGUGAAUCUGGAAUGUAUCUUCAGAUCUAUCUCUUUGAUCACCAAUACAUGAAAUAAAUGGAGUACCUCCGAAUGGAAUGACAGGAGUUUGAUUCAAGUCCUCUGCAAAAUAGAAACAAACCUGGGCCUAUUCCCCCUCCCCCUAAUCUCUUAAUGAGUCGGACUCCAGCCGAUAAUGACCUCCUGCUACUCACCCCUGGAACAAUAUAUCACCAGGUUUGACCUUUCUUUUGAACUCAUGCUGAAUGAACUGUGUUUACUUCUCUCUCAAACACAGAAUGGUUCUCCUUGAUCAAAGUGGGAGGACAUCAUGAAGCACCUAAAUACACUCAAAAGUAUGUUGAAUAAUGUUUAAUUUGUACUUAACAUUGAUUUAAUGUUGGAUUCACUUGAGUAUCUUUUGCCUCUCUGUAGUGUGUAUUGUAUGGUGAACAUUUCUGUGGACAGAUGGACAAAUUAACGUACUGAAAUUGGCAAAAGGAUUUCUUUUUCUUCAAAGACUCUUAGCAAACUGGUUGUGUGAAAAAAUAAGGAAAUCAGUUGGUGGUGUAGUGUACAUAGAUCUCCACAACCCUGAAUCUGCUGUCAAGCGGGCAAUGAUUUUAGCAUGAAUUCCAAAGAUAAUUGGUAGAAUCUGUUUACUCUUUUUUUUUUUUAAAUUUUACUUUCUGAAAUGUCAGUGCUGGUUCAUAUUCAAAAGGCCCUCUCCCAAACGAACUGAAAUUAACUGAACGUUUCAUCUUUUUCACAGUUCAUCUACAACAAAGACAAUUGCCUUGAAAAUGUCUUUGCAAGAGAGAAUCUAGUUGUUAUCCUAAUUGUUGGUAUAUUUAUAUGGGAUAAAAUGCUUGUGAUGCCAUGUUUUUGUACAGUUUUAUGUACAUACAAGUGAAGCUUUCUAAAAGUUCUGAGAAAAGCCGAUGGCAUAUAAAAAUUGUAACAUGUUUUCUUGAGAUGUGCACAUCUUGCCUUGGUUGGAUUGACCUUUGCUGAGUCAGUGUGAAUGUGGCCGUUCUAUGCCUGCACUGUAGUCAUUCACCGGCUCCCACCUCCUGAGGACUUAAUCAGUUUUUAUGUUUAUCGUGAACAGUGGAUUGUCUUAUCUUACCAGUUUGUUAAAAUCCUGUGUUCUGCUUUGUUCUGUUUUCGCAUGUUGACAAAUUCUCUUGUAAUACUGUAAGUCCUCAUGAACUUUGUAAUAAAAUCACUUCAGGGAAAAUAUGAA
Molecule: messenger RNA, 7890 nt
Organism: Dicentrarchus labrax (European seabass)
Lineage: Eukaryota; Metazoa; Chordata; Actinopteri; Moronidae
Gene: pcdh1a
Product: protocadherin 1a
Exons: 5
Coding region: 715-4287 (1190 amino acids)
Biological process (GO): homophilic cell-cell adhesion
Cellular component (GO): plasma membrane
Molecular function (GO): calcium ion binding
Source: RefSeq, a predicted model, not a curated record